CUUAGCGUUUAGAGUCAAAUUAUGAUUGAAAUAACAAAACAUAAAACAUUGUUUUGUUUAUAUUAUUAAUUCUUAUUUUAACAGUGCGAUGGAUUCUCAUUGGACUGAUGAAAAUAAAAUUGACGGUAUAUACAAUGAUCAAGAAAGAAACAAACCGAUAAACAUUUACAAUGUACUUAACACAAAGACUCCAGAAAAUUACGUUUUUGAAGAAGAAUUAGAAAACAAUGUCAGUUGUGAUCAAGACUUCCAGAGUGGACCUAAUUUAGAGUUCAUACAACAAAUGUUACAUCUGGUGAAAGGUGGAAAUACACACACAGAAAUUUCACAAGACACAGAUGUAAUAGAAAUAAGCAAAUUUACAAAUGUUGCUCAAAAGAAUAAUACUCAAGCAAAUGCAAAUGUUACUAAAGAUAGUAAUGACAUCGAAAAGUUGUUAAAUAAAAAAAAGCAGAGAAAUGUUACCAUCGAAUCAAUUUUAGAGGGCAUUUCUAAUGAAUGUAAUUUGAUGAGUCUUGAGGAUAAUGAAAUUGAAUAUAAAAAUGAACAGCAUGUUAAACUAUUAAAACCGGAAGAUUUUGUUUUAAAAUCUGAAUCUAGUCCAGAAGUAUUGGAAGCAAAUAACAAAUGUGAUAUAUCCGUAAAAGGUUUGAUUACAGAAGCCAGUGCUUUUGUAUUCAAGAAAAAGUCUCCCGAGUUAACUAUAAGAGAUAGUAAUGAUAGUCCCAAGUCUGAACCAAAGAGUGAUGCUUAUCAACCAUCAUCUAUGGCAGAGUUAUAUUAUAAGAAGUACUUGGAAAGAAGUAAAUUUAAAGAAAAAAUGCAACAAUUAACUGAAGAAACUUACGAAAAAAUAAAAGCAAACAAUGAUUUUGAAGGAGUUCGACUUCCUUGUCACCGACAUAUGGUAGUUCAGGAUUGUAUCGUUUGCAAUAUUAUUUGUAGGAAGUUAUUUAAAUAAUUUAAAGUACAUAAUAUAGUAUUAUUGUGUGUUGUAUAUUUAUAUACUGUA
Messenger RNA from Papilio machaon (common yellow swallowtail), 1012 nucleotides. RefSeq lists its product as uncharacterized. The transcript has 4 exons. NCBI's taxonomy places the organism in Eukaryota, Metazoa, Arthropoda, Insecta, Lepidoptera, Papilionidae. The coding region runs from base 89 to 961 and encodes 290 amino acids. The record is from RefSeq and is a predicted model, not a curated record.